CCGAUCCCUCACACGCCAUGGCGGUAGCUACCACCAAACGAGCGAGCACCGGCCGGCCCUCGUGAUCCUCGCUAGAUUUGCUCACCAAAGCUAGCACCAUUACCACGCACCAUUAUUCAUUUAUUUGGUCUUCUCAUCACGUCGAUCCCAAUCCAAGCAGCAACAGACUGAUCGUGGCUCAGUGACUGCCGGCUUUUGCUAGUAGCAUGAGUGCGUGACAAAGGAGCGUGCAUGCCCGGGUGCUGUCCAAACAUUACUGUUGCUUUGACUUGAAUUUCGAAUGACUCACCUCCCAAAAAAGUAUGAUGUGCUGGUUUUGGAAUUUCCAGGCAAAGGAGUACACUUCUGUAGACGAUUGAAGUGUGAUGGUGACACUCCGACAGAAAGCAAUCAACUAGAAUUUUCUUUCACAUGCUUGCUUGCAUGCAGAUUGGUGUAACCUCAAAGCCACUAUAUUCAGGCAUCAGCUGCUCCUUCCGCACUACACACCUUGUGCAGCAUAGGCAAGAGGCAACCAAUGGCGCUUUGGGUCUCCUUCCUCGAGCUCUCCCUCUCCUUGCUCUGCUUCGUGGUCUUCUACUACUUCCACAUCAGGUCCAGGCGGAAGAACCCAGUGAUCCCUCUGGAGUGGCCAUUGGUGGGCAUGCUCCCCGCCCUCCUCGCCAACCUCCACCACCUCCACGAGUGGAUCACCUCCAUCCUCGUCGCCAGCCCCAUCAGCUUCCUCUUCACGGGCCCGCCGCGCUCCGGCAUGCAGUUCUUCGUCACCGCCGACCCGGCCAACGUCCGCCACGUCUUCACCUCCAACUUCGCAAACUACCCCAAGGGCCCCGAGUUCGAGGAGAUCUUCGAUAUCCUCGGCGGCGGCAUCUUCAACGCCGACGGCGAGUCGUGGCGCCGCCAGCGCGCCAAGGCGCAGCUGCUCAUGUCCGGCGCCCCGUUCCGGGCGUUCGUGUCCCGGUACAGCCGCGACAAGGUCGGGAACACCCUGCUCCCGCUGCUCUCCCACUUCGCCGGCACCGGGGAGGCGUUCGACCUGCAGGACGUGUUCCUCAGGCUGACCUUCGACACGACGACGACGCUGGUGUUCGGCGUCGACCCGGGGUGCCUGUCCGUCGGCCUGCCGGAGGUGCCGUUCGCGCGCGCCAUGGACGACGCGAUGCACGUGCUCCUGCUCCGCCACGUCGUCCCGAUGACGUGGUGGAAGCUGGCGAGGCGGCUGAGGAUCGGGUACGAGCGGACUAUGGCGGCAGCACGGCGCACCAUCGACCAGUUCGUCGCCGACACGAUCGCUAGGCGGCGGGCCGAGAAGGCGAGGGGCGGCAUCGACGGCUCGGUGGACCUGCUCUCGUCCUACAUCAACGACGAGGGCGCGGGCACCACUGUGGACGCGUUCCUGCGCGACACGACCAUCAACCUGAUGCUGGCCGGCCGCGACACGACGGGCUCGGCGCUGUCCUGGUUCUUCUACCUCCUGACGCAGAACCCGCGCGUGGUGGCCAGGAUCCUGCAGGAGCUGGAGUCCGUGAAGGGCACCUCCACCGCCCCGGACGGCAUGGUGACCUUCGACCCGGACGAGCUGGGGCGGCUGACGUACCUGCACGCGGCGCUGUGCGAGUCCCUCCGGCUGUACCCGCCGGUGCCGCAGGAGCUGAAGGAGGCAGCCGCCGCCGACGUGCUGCCGAGCGGGCACGAGGUGCGGGCCGGCGACAAGGUCCUGGUGUGGGUGUACGCGAUGGGGCGGAUGGAGGACGUGUGGGGCGGUGACUGCCGGGAGUUCCGGCCGGAGCGGUGGGUCUCGGCGGAGGACGAUGGGCGGGUGCGGUACGUGCCGUCGUACCGGUUCAUGUCCUUCAACUCGGGGCCCCGGACCUGCCUCGGCAAGGACAUGGCGUUCGUGCAGCUCAAGGCCGCGGCCGCCGCCGUGGUGCGGAACUUCGAGGUGGAGGCGGUGCCCGGGCACGUCGUGGAGCCCAAGCUGUCCAUCAUACUCCACAUGAAGAACGGGUUCAUGGCGACCGUGAGGAGAAGGCGGCAGGCUCCGGCGGCGCUUGCCUGAUGAGAUCGAUCGGCGGCUGUCAGUGGUAGUGGUCGGUAGUGCGUGCGCAAUCAGUAGCGCGUGACCACCAGUCGGUACGUUAGCUGACAUGUAUGUAUGUGCUGUGCUACAUGGUGGAAGCACACGUACGUACUCUGGUGUUGCGUACGUGUACGCUCCGUCGAUGUCGCCCUUGCUUGCUUAUCUUCAACGAAGCUGGUGUUGCA
Molecule: messenger RNA, 2265 nt
Organism: Panicum hallii
Lineage: Eukaryota; Viridiplantae; Streptophyta; Magnoliopsida; Poales; Poaceae
Product: noroxomaritidine synthase-like
Exons: 1
Coding region: 518-2059 (513 amino acids)
Molecular function (GO): monooxygenase activity; heme binding; iron ion binding
Source: RefSeq, a predicted model, not a curated record